AAAUCUCUAGCCACUAGUACCCAACAAUUCCAAAAAGAAACAAGGACUAGUAUCUCCAACCUUGAAGCACAAAUGGGAGAUAUAGUUACAUCCAUAAGCAAGUUGGAAUCCCGUGGUAAACUCCCUUCUCAAACCGAAAAGAACCCAAAUGUCAAUGUGGUGACAUUGAGAAGUGGCAAACAAGCCGGAGAAAGUAGUUCAAAGAAGAAGCCGAGGGAAGAAGAGGAAGAGAUAGAAGUUAUUCCCGUUGAAGUACCUAUAAUCAAGAAUGAUGCACAAGCCGGAGUUCCAAAGAAGGCUGCCCCUCUAGUAACACCAAUAGCCACUCAACCACCGUUCCCCUCCCGACUUUCAACUUCAAAGAAGAAUAUGGAGGAGAAAGAGAUUUUGGACACCUUCCGAAAGGUGGAAGUAAACAUCCCUCUACUUGACGCAAUCAAGCAAAUCCCGAGAUAUGCAAAGUUCUUGAAAGAACUUUGUACCAACAAGAGGAAGUUGAAGGGAAAUGAGAAAAUUUUGAUGAAUGAAAACGCAUCCGCGGUUUUACAAAGGAAACUUCCACCCAAAUGCAAAGAUCCCGGAAUGUUCACGGUUCCUUGCAAGAUUGGGGAUGUCACUUUUAGCAGUGCUAUGCUUGAUCUUGGUGCUUCUAUCAAUGUCAUGCCCUAUUCGGUAUAUGAAUCAUUAAAUGUCGGACCCUUAAGUGAAACCGGUGUCAUAAUCUCUCUUGCGGAUAAAUCGAGUGUCUUUCCUAGAGGUGUUUUAGAAGAUGUCCUAGUGCAAGUGAACCAAUUAGUCUUCCCGGCGGAUUUCUAUGUGAUUGAUCUAGAUGAGCAAGUGUCCUCCAAAUCGGCUCUAAUCUUGCUUGGGAGACCGUUUUUGAAGACGGCUAGGACAAAGAUCGAUGUGUAUGCGGGAAGUUUGACAAUGGAGUUUGAUGGCGAAACAAUAAGUUUUAAUAUUUAUGAUGCCAUGAGAUAUCCUAGUGACGUCUCAUCUUUGUACUUUGUUGAUGUUGUUGAGCCAAUUACUCAAGAAUUGUUUGAGUUGUCUAACGGUGAUAUGUUGGAAAUGAUCUUGAGCAAAGGAUUCGAUUGUGGGAAGCUAGCCGAACAAUUAAAGCUUUAUUCUUUGGAUCCGGAAGUUGAGAAGUUGGUAAGUAAAAUGGAGAUGAAAAAAUUCGCAAGAUUAGAUGUCAAGCAAAUUGAAUUGCCCCCAACUCACACAAAAUUGCCGCCAUCCCUUGUUCAACCACCCGUAAUUGGAAUUGAAGGUCUUACCUCAACAUUUGAAGUAUGCUUACUUGGGAAAGAAUGA
Molecule: messenger RNA, 1317 nt
Organism: Lactuca sativa (garden lettuce)
Lineage: Eukaryota; Viridiplantae; Streptophyta; Magnoliopsida; Asterales; Asteraceae
Source: RefSeq, a predicted model, not a curated record